Messenger RNA from Vigna radiata var. radiata (mung bean), 1349 nucleotides. RefSeq lists its product as uncharacterized. NCBI's taxonomy places the organism in Eukaryota, Viridiplantae, Streptophyta, Magnoliopsida, Fabales, Fabaceae. The transcript is spliced from 4 exons. Bases 139 to 738 code for a protein of 199 amino acids. The record is from RefSeq and is a predicted model, not a curated record.
UGAAGGAAAGGAAAAAAAAAUUUUGCCAAGAAGCUAUUAUUUUGAUUACAUGAUUUUCAUUCAACACCAUUAAUUCUAGAACAUAAAUUUCUUUCUUUCUUUCUCUUUCUCUCAACCCAACAAUGGCUUCAAGUGGCGAUGCAGCACUACCAAAACGUCGUCGUAAUGCGUCACGGCGAUCGCGUCGACAGCUUCGAACCCAUGUGGGUCUCCUUCGCCACCCGACCCUGGGACCCGCACCUGAUCCAACAGGGUCGGGUUCGAGCCUUCGCCACGGGUCGCGAGUUACGCAAAAAACUACCUUUCACUCUCAAUCGCGUUUUCGUCUCUCCCUUUCUCCGAUGUGUCCGAACCGCCGCCGAAGUCGUCGUCGCCCUCUCCGCCGUAUCCGACAACCAAGACCCCAAUAACCUCACCAGCGAUGGCGUCCCCAUUGAUCCCUCUAAAAUUAAGGUUUCUGUUGAAUAUGGCUUAUGUGAAAUGAUGAGCAGGGCAGCUAUUAGACUUGACCUGUUGCCUAAAGACGGAAACUGGGGUUUCGAUAUUCCGAAGCUCGAGGCUUUGCUUCCGGCAGGGACAGUAGAUAAGAAUGUGAAAAGGGUCUAUGAAAAGUUGCCCCAGUGGGUAGAAGAUCCAAACUUGCACACAAGGCCUAGAUAUAAGCAAAUAGUUAAAGAUCUUGCUGACAAAUAUCCUACGGAGAACUUGCUGCUUGUCACACACGGGGUCACUGGAUGAAAAAGGUGGUAUAUUUUGAUGUAUUGAAGAAACUUUUUCGAGCUGGGGUGGCGUAUUCUUCAUUCCAAAAGGAGGUUGAAGUGUAUGAUGUUGAUUACUGUGGAUACGUCCAACUCAGACGCCCAAUUUUCAAGAAAGACCAAUCAUUCACUGCAGGAGAAUUUGAAGCUAUUGUUCACAAUGGUCAAACUGGUAUAAAAUGCAUCGAAAACAAAACUGCGCAAUAAUGGCCAUCUACACCUCCGAGGCCUGAUUCUCACUUACUACUGUGGCUAUUUCAUGUUUGAUUCCUUCAAAGACUAAAUGAUUCUGUAUUGAGAAUGCUUGAUUGAGUAGGAACACAAACACCAUUAUUAUUCUUCACUCGAUUGAAUGGUAAACAUAGGAUGAAAAGAAAAGUGUGGUUUUACUCUUCCUCAUUAUGAUCAGAAUAAGUUAAUGGAUACAUUAUAUGAAUUUACUAAAAAAUUAUGUUUAUGAUAGAACUCUAUGGUGAUGGAUGAUCUAAGCAGACAAUUCUACUUAUGAGAAAACCCUUGGUUGGUUUGUUAUUACUGUUGCCUUUGGCUUAUGCUAAUUGAAUACUAUUUUUAUCACCCCUAUUUCUUUUA